AUGUCUCCCACUCGGUCUCUCAAGGGAAAGAACGUUAUCGACCUGGACGAGCGUCGACGUGCUGCCCUUGCCGAAAUCGACAAUGCUAUGUUCUCAUGGUUCCACGUAAAGGUCGUCUUCGUCGCCGGCGUAGGGUUCUUCACAGACUCUUACGAUAUAUUUUCCAUUUCCAUCGUUGCCACGAUGUUGGGCAUGGUCUACAACGGCGGCGCGACCUCGCUUGGCGUCAAUCAGGACCUUGGUGUCAAGGUUGCUACACCCAUCGGUAAUGUAGCUGGUCAGCUCGUCUUCGGAUGGCUUGCGGACGUCUUCGGCCGUAAACGCAUGUACGGCAUCGAGCUCAUCAUCAUGAUCUUGGCCACCUUGGCGCAUGCCGUCUCCGCUGCAGGACCCGGCCUCUCGAUGACUGGCGUCAUCAUCGUAUGGCGAUUCAUACUCGGCGUAGGUAUUGGCGGAGAUUACCCUUUGUCUGCUGUGAUCUCCUCUGAGUUUGCGUCUACUCGCUUUCGCGGGCGGAUCAUGGCAGCUGUAGUCGCAAACCAGGGUUGGGGCAACCUUGCUUCUGCUAUUGUGUCAGUUGUGGUCCUCUGCGCGUACAAGAGUCGCAUCGAGGAUCCGCAACACACGAUCAAGUCUAUUGAUCAAGUCUGGCGCUUGAUCAUCGGUCUUGGUUGCAUCCCCGCCAUUAUCGCCCUCUACUACCGGCUCACGAUCCCGGAGACACCCCGAUUUACUAUGGACAUAGAUCGCAAAGUUCUCCAAGCCAGCGAGGACAUUGAAGCAGCGAUGUUCAACAGAGAGUUCUGUAUCGAUAAUAGGGGCGUCGAAAUCCGCGUUGAGGCACCUAGGGCCAGCUACCACGAUUUCUUUGCAUACUUCAGUAAACGGCAGAAUGGCAAGGUGCUUUUCAGCACUGCAUAUGCCCGGUUUGCUCUCAACAUCGCGUUCUACGGUCUCACUCUCAACACGUCGAAAGUUCUGGCUGACAUCGGUUUCUCUGACUCAAGCGCUAAGCCGUACGACCUUCUUCUGAAGACAUCUGUCGGUAACAUCAUUCUGGCGGUGGGAGGUCUGAUACCUGGUUACUGGGCGACAUUUCUCCUCAUCGACUCUUGGGGUCGGAAACCGAUCCAACUGAUGGGUUUCGGUAUGCUUACCGUGCUCUUCAUUAUAAUGGGCUUUGGCUACAGCACUCUGCAACGGAAUGAGGACUCUCGUAAUGCUUUCGUCUUCCUUUACUGUCUCACCAACUUCUUCCAAAACUUUGGGCCCAAUGUAACAGUGUUCAUUGUCCCCGGAGAGUUAUUCCCAACGCGCUAUCGUUCCACGGCUCACGGCAUCACUGCUGCCUCUGGCAAGCUCGGCGCCGUCAUUGCGCAGGUCGGCUUCGCUCGCCUCACGAACCUCAAGGGCGCUGGCAGCAAGAACGGCUGGCUCGACCACAUCUUCGAAAUCUUCGCCUUCUUCAUGCUCACUGGCUUCUUAUCCACACUCUUCAUCCCCGAGACCAAGAAUAAGUCGCUCGAAGAACUUUCGAACGAGGCCCAGGAGGGCUUUGCGCGCCCCAAGCCCGUCGACGUAUCAUAG
Peniophora sp. CBMAI 1063 is the source of this 1587-nucleotide messenger RNA. The record is from the annotation of a GenBank genome assembly. Lineage: Eukaryota; Fungi; Basidiomycota; Agaricomycetes; Russulales; Peniophoraceae.